AACCCGGGAAGAAAACGACGCGGCUCGGUUCUCCCCGCUGCUAUAAAUUUCGCUCCCAUCUCGCUCGCUCCCUUCUCUUCUUUCGUUCCAAACGAGACUCUUCUGACUGUGGAGGAAGGAGAGAGAGAGAAUAGGAGCGAUGGGGGCAGAGAGGAACAAUGGGAGUUGUAUGGCGAUCUGGUCGCUGCCGCCGAUCUCGAUCUCGAGGUGCUCUUAUGGCUCCUCAGUGAACUCAGAUGAUUCUUCAACAUGUGGAUCACCGAGAUGGAUUGGAAGGGGUCUUUCUUGUGUUUGUAUGAAGCGAAAAGUAACAUAUGAACGCAUCUGUGUGAAUCUCACACCUUUACAGGAAGAAAGACUUCAAAGACUGAAGCAUCGCAUGAAAGUUUACUUUGAUCCCCUUAGGAGAGAUCAUCAGGAAGCUCUCAGAGCUCUUUGGUAUGCAACAUACCCUGAUCAAGAACUUCAUGGUCUGAUAUCUGACCAGUGGAAGGAGAUGGGAUGGCAGGGUAGGGACCCAUCAACUGAUUUCAGGGGAGCUGGAUUUAUUUCAUUGGAGAACCUGCUCUUCUUUGCAAAGACAUUUUCUACUUCUUUUCAGAGGCUGCUGAAGAAACAAGGUGGUAAGCGAGCUACUUGGGAGUACCCAUUUGCGGUUGCUGGUGUAAACAUUACAUUUAUGAUAAUGCAAAUGCUGGAUCUGCAGUCUACAAAGCCAAGGACUUUUGUUAGAGCUGUUUUCAUCCAAAUGCUGUCAGAAGAUGAGUGGGCAUUCGACUUGCUUUACUGUGUAGCAUUUGUGGUUAUGGACAAGCAGUGGCUGGAAAAGAAUGCUUCCUACAUGGAAUUCAAUGAGGUUUUGAGAUCCACUCGUGCACAGCUGGAGAGGGAAUUACUAUUGGAUGAUGUCAUGCGGAUAGAAGACAUGCCAUCUUAUAACCUUCUUUGCUAGCACUAGAUGAUUAAAGUGUAUAGUCUCAUCUUUCCCCAUUUUCUUUUUUCUCUUGAGGGGGAAAAAAAAGAAAUCUGAUGACCUCUAACCCUUUAAACGAAAAGCAUUUGACGCAGGCACACCUUCCAUUUCAUCCUCAUAGUCUAUGUCAAACUCUCAUUCUCUCAAUCUCCCAACAGAUCCAAGCAUGCCUUGAAACACAGGUUGGAUAGAAUUUGUUUGAUAUUAAUUUAUUGUUGCAUUGUUAUGCAUUAUGUGAGCUUGUGCAUGAUGCUCGCCAGUUGUUCGAUGGAGAUCCUGAGAGAAAUUUGAUAAUUUGGACAAUGAUGGUCAGGCAGAAUUUCUCUCUCAAAUGAAGCUUUGUAGUUCCAAUGGAUGUCGAGCCAGGCAAAGCAACUCUGGUGCGUCAGUGCUCUCAGCUUGUCCUCGAUUGGGCGGGUUGAACUUGGGGUGGCAGAUUCACUCAUAUAUGAAUGGUAGGGAUGGCUUUGGUGGAGAUGCAUGCAUGCUAAGAAUGGUGGGGUUUCGGUUGUGCUCGAACUGUUUGGGGAAAUGCCGGAAAAAAAAGGAGGCCCAGCCUAAUAAUGUAUCUAAUGUGUGUCAGCUUGUUGCCGUGCCGGCUUGCCUGAAGUGGGUCAAUGGUGGUUGUAAGCCUAAAAUAGAGAGCUAAGGAUGCAUGGUUGAUCUUCUCGAAUGGAGUUGGAAGCUGAUGGAGGCUGAGAAGUUGAUUUAGGGGUUGAAAUGGCAAACCGAUAGUGUGUUAUUGGGAGUUUUGCUGGCUGCCUGUAAGAAUUAUGGGAAUAUCAAGAUUACAGAGAGGGUGGUGCAGGAGAAUAUGAAAUAGGAGCCUGACAACCACUGGGUUUAUUUCCAUCCAAUAUAUAUGUGGAGGUGGGGAGAUAGCAAGAUGUAGUGAGGUUGAGGAAAGUGAUGAGGGUCUGGAUGGAGUUGUAUGGAAGGUGAUCAGUAGUUGAAUGAUUUGUAUGUCUUCCAGAGUGCCUGUGCCAAAAUGUUAGGAAAAAAAAAAAGGUGCAGAUGAUUAUUGUUCCCCUGGCAGUGACACAUGAAUGCUAAUAUAUAAGCUGCUAAUUGCCAUAAUUUGUACACAUUGCAAAGAUAGCAUUUCUUCGUUAUUGAAAGUUAGCCUCAAAAACUUAAGUUGUUA
Molecule: messenger RNA, 2117 nt
Organism: Elaeis guineensis (African oil palm)
Lineage: Eukaryota; Viridiplantae; Streptophyta; Magnoliopsida; Arecales; Arecaceae
Source: RefSeq, a predicted model, not a curated record